Messenger RNA from Rhododendron vialii, 989 nucleotides. RefSeq names its product MADS-box transcription factor ANR1-like. Lineage: Eukaryota; Viridiplantae; Streptophyta; Magnoliopsida; Ericales; Ericaceae. The transcript is spliced from 8 exons. Gene Ontology annotation, biological process: positive regulation of transcription by RNA polymerase II. Gene Ontology annotation, molecular function: RNA polymerase II cis-regulatory region sequence-specific DNA binding; DNA-binding transcription factor activity, RNA polymerase II-specific; protein dimerization activity. Gene Ontology annotation, cellular component: nucleus. The record is from RefSeq and is a predicted model, not a curated record. The coding region runs from base 46 to 771 and encodes 241 amino acids.
GCUAUAGGCAAGAAAAACCCUAGAAAAAACGUCAAAUAAGAAGAGAUGGGGAGAGGGAAGGUCGUGAUUAAAAGGAUCGAUAACUCAACAAGCAGGCAGGUGACUUUCUCCAAGCGAAGAAGCGGAUUGCUCAAGAAGGCGAAGGAGCUAUCAGUACUUUGUGAUGCUGAAGUUGGGCUAAUUAUUUUUUCGAGCACGGAAAAGCUAUCUGACUUUGCAAGCACCAGCAUGAAAUCUGUAAUCGAGAGAUACAACAACGUGAAAGAGGAACAUCAUCAGCUGUUGAAUCCUCCCUCGGAAGCCAAGUUUUGGGAAAGGGAAGUCGCAAGUUUGAGGAUACAGCUCCAGCACUUGCAAGAGAGUCACAGGAAGCUUUUGGGAGAAGAACUUUCUGGUUUGAGCAUCAAAGAUCUACAAAAUCUAGAAAAUCAAUUCGAAAUGAGUUUGAAAACUAUCCGUGUGAAAAAGGACCAAAUUUUAUCAGCGGAAAUACAAGCACUAAACCGGAAGGAAAGUCUCUCUCAUCAACAAAACAUAGAACUGUACAAGAAGGCAAACCAAAUCCGUCGAGAAAAUACAGGACUUCACAAAAAGGUUUAUCGAGCAGAGUUUGUUAGUGAAGCCAGCAGAGGUUCCCAGGUUUCAUAUGGACGACUCAGAUACGACAUGAAUGCACCCAUCAGUCUCCAACUAAGCCAACUAAAGCCUCAGAAGAACGAAGCACCAGGAAAAGCGUUGAAACUCGGGCUGUGCAUUAGCAAUGCCAGUUGACAGCGCGGAAGAAUGUCCAUCGACUAAAUUAUUGCUCGCAGUUGUUACAGAAGGCUACUACCAGAGGGAGUUUGAAGAACCGCAAGACGAAUGUUAAGCACAGCGGCCAUUAGAUUAAUUUGGUGUGACGGGAUCGAUUGAACCAAUCUUAAGUAAUCGUAGACGAUAGACCGAAGCAAACUUUCCACGUUCAUUUACGCAAUAAAAAAAUAAACCAU